AUGCCAAUAGCAAGAUCAAUGUCAUUAGAGAACAUAGCAAUUCGACCUAAAUCAAAUUCUUCUUCCCCGUCACAUUCCUCACAAAAAUCAAGGCAAGAAUCACCACAACUGCAACAACCAUGCGAAAGAGAUAUUCUUUUACAAGAUUUGGAUUCUAUGUUGAGAAAUAAUUUAAGGCUAUCUAAUAAGAUUUCUUCAAAUAUGAAAAGGUCUUUUUCUUCUGAAAAUAUAAGACAUAGUAAGGAUAAUACAUUUAGGAAACGUUCUGGAUUGGAAGGCGAUAUCGUUACUAGAAGUCCACCAUUCCUGGAGUUCGGGGAAGAUAAUUGUAAUAAUGAUAAUAUUAAUGCUGAUAAUAUUGAUCAAGACGAUGGGAAUUGCAAUGAAUCUGAUGAUGAGAAUGGUUUGUUAUUGAGAUCAGAGAUUCCAUCGCAAGGUAAUUUAGAUAUACCUGAUGAAAGUGAAGACGAUGAUGAAUUCACUAAUGUCGACGAGAUUGAUAGUCCAUUAAUAGGACAUCUACAAGAUGGUAAAAUGCCUAGUCAAAAUUGGGAUAAAGUUCCGGAAUCAGAUAAUAAUAACAAUAAUAAUGGGAGGGAUUAUAAUCUGCCAGUUAAUGAUGAAUUCCAAAAGAAUCUGGACAAAAGGGCUGAAGAAAUUCUUAAUGGGACACUUAAUCGUACCAUCGAGGAACCAUCAAUUGAUUGGGAAUUCAAAGAUUUUUACUGUUUACAAGAUGAAUUAAAUGAUUGGUAUUGUAAUUCUGAUUUCCUCAAAUUUCCUCAAAGUAAAGGACAAUUUUAUCAAAUGGUAAAGUUACCUGAGAAGUUUCUCAAAGAUGAUUCAUAUGCACGAGAAAUGAUAGAUAUGCUUUUCCAUGCUUCCAACCUCACCGACUCAGCUUUAAUGACCAUAUUCUUUAUAUCAAUGGGUACUUUUUCUUUAACCAGGGACAUGAGCGAACAAUUAGAGCAGAUACGACGCAAUAAUCUAUUGUUAAUACCGCAUUUGGAUACACUACUUGAAAAUUUCAAGAAGAUAGCCAUAAAAUGUCGAGAUAGCAGAGGAAAUUUGAAGAAACAUUCAUCAUUACUUUUUUAUUCAAGUUCAGUAAUAUAUUUUAUUGUAUGUGUAUGCAUUGAGAAUAGAGAUAAUGCUAAGGUAAACAUAACGAUAACAGCAUUCUACGAAGCAAGAAUUUUAGAAUUCCUUACAUUUUAUAUAGAACAGUGGAGAUGGAAUAGUAGAUUAUCAAUGAGGAUUAGGAAUAUAAUUUUACUUUUAUUCAAAUUAUUGGUACUCCAGUUUGGUGACAAAAACCUGUAUAACGAAACAAAAUCAUCUCUUUACGAAUUACAUGGUCUUGAACCGCACAAACGAAAGUAUGGGGGGUAUGCCAAGGGUAGUACUAAACUAUCAAUAUCACCCUUACAUUAUCGAGCAUUUCGGGAUGAUAUUACAUCAAGAUUCCCGGACUACUCCAUGGAAACAACCAAAUUACCAAUAGAUUCUAAUGACUCUUGUUCAUUAUCUCAAUUUUUAGAAAUACCAAGAUCAAAAUCGAGUAAUCCCAUUAAUAUGAACUUAGCUAUUCCCGAACAACAUAUCGCGACACCGUUCCCCUCACCACCCGCUUCACCUCAAUUAUUGCAACUAUCAGACACACCGAGGUUAAGGAAAUCUUUUCAAACCAAUAUGUUAUAUCCUUGCUUAUAUCCAUCUGAUGAUGAAAAUGGAUCAGAUGCCUUAACGGAACGAAUCAAGUCGACUAAUGAGAAAGAAAAUAAUGAAAAUAAUAUUAUGUUUCCUUAUAGUAUUGAUGAAGCUGCUACUAUAUUAUCAGAUAAUUUAAAAGUUAAACUGAGUACUAAACAAUUAUGGCAAGAACGUGACAUGUUCAUGAAGACGGAACGUGGCUGGAAAUCAAAUGAUACAGAUAUGGCGAUAGAACCUAAUGACAGCAUAUCGGAUGAUGAUAUUGCUAUUAAUUAUAUGAAUAUGAGCGUUGAUGACUAUUCUUGUUCUAUGAAAAAACCGAUUGAAAUUAUGAAAAGAAUUGAUAGCUAUUAUAAAGAUUGUUUCUCAAGCUUAAAUGCUUUGGUUUCGGUUCUUUUACAAACUAUGGAAUCCAACUUGAAUAAUGUUUUUUAUAAGAGAACAGAAGUGGCAGAUGAUGGUGGCAUGAUCGACCUUUCUAACAAAGAUGAAAUUGAAAAGUUGAAGCCAUACUUAGAAAUAUUAAGAAUGAAAGAGAUUUCAUUAAAAGCAUCAUCGGGUAUAUUAUUUGUUCUAUUGAAAUGGUUCAAAUUGAAUCAUGUUUUAAAAUUUGAACAAUUAUCAGUUCUGCUUUAUGAUUCCAGAUAUAUCAAUAUAAGUAUGUCACUUUUGAACAAAUAUUCAGAGAACUAUGCCGAAAGGGUAUGCGGCAAAAUAAUAACAAAUAACGGAGAAUUUUGGGCAACAUGUUCUCAAUACAAUAAUCAAUACUCGGAAAACUUUAUAUCAUUAUCUCCAAAUGAUGCUAGUGACAUUCGCGAUACGAUGAUAUUACCAUCGUUGGCGUAUAUGCUAAGGAUCCUAAGAAAAAUUAUCGAUAGUAAAACUCAACGGUUAAAAGAAUUACCAUUAUCUGUAGGGACAGUAUUCAAGAAAUAUUAUCGAUUGAAGAAUUUAGAUAUUUAUCAUCCUAUCUUAAGAAUCAUUAAAGAAUUGACUCCCUUUAAAAAUAAAAGAUGGAAAUCUGAACAUAUGGAGUUGAUUUCCGGCGUAUUCCUGUACGAGGAGCUGGAGUUGAUUGAUAAUUGGGUUACUGGUAAAGAUAUUGCAGGUGAAAUCAAUGAUGCAUGUGGUCAAGAAAUUGCUCUUAGAGCUUUAAUGCAAUUUUAUAAUUUUAGGCAUUAUGGCUCAUCGAUGGAAGCAUUAGGGUAUGCUGAAAAAGGAAAUUUACUGCAUAGUGAACCCGAAUAUUCGGUUUUGUAG
Molecule: messenger RNA, 2979 nt
Organism: Naumovozyma dairenensis CBS 421
Lineage: Eukaryota; Fungi; Ascomycota; Saccharomycetes; Saccharomycetales; Saccharomycetaceae
Gene: FAR11
Product: Far11p
Exons: 1
Coding region: 1-2979 (992 amino acids)
Biological process (GO): cytoskeleton organization
Cellular component (GO): cytosol
Source: RefSeq, a predicted model, not a curated record